AUGCCGUCGCUUAAAGUUAAUGUUAAAUGGAGAGGAAAGGAGUAUGAGUUAGAAAUUGACACAAAUGAGACAGUUGAAUUGUUUAAAAUUCAGAUUUACACAUUGUUAGGAGUACUUCCAGAAAGACAAAAAAUUUUGGUUAAAGGAGAGUUGUUAAAGGAUGAUACUGAUUUUAAUACUUUGAAUAUCAAAGAGGUUAAAAGGACAUUUAUAAAUUUCGAUUUAAGAAUUUUGAUUAAAAAACUAAAUACUAAACAUAUGGUGGGAACUAAUAGUGAAUUUCCAGAAGAGCCAUAUCAAAAAAUUCCAUUUGUUGAAGAUAUGUCAACAGAGAGUAUUAUAAUCCCAAGGUCUAAUCUUACUAUUGGUGAUCAAGGUGAUCAAGACAAUCAAAGAAACAUGAUCAUGUCUUUAUGUGAACUUUACAACCAAUUGAAUCUGACAAGUGAAGGAUAUCCACCACUGCAAUUUUUACAAUCAUUACAACAAGCCUUUCCUCAAUUUGCAGAACGUAGUUAUUUUGGAUUGAUGCAACAAGAUGCUGAAGAAUGCUGGUCUCAAAUUAUGUCUUCAUUAAGUGAUAUAAAUCUUCCUACAUUUCAAAAUGUUGCUAAUAUAUCUGCAGAAGAAGGAUCAUCAACUUCUUCUAGCACACAAGCUUCAUUUGUUGAAAAAUAUAUGACUGGUGAAUAUACUUGUAUUUUAAAAUGUGAAGAUGAAAAAGCACUAAAUGAAGAACCUGUUAUUUUACAUGAGCCAUUUAGAAAGUUAAAUUCAACUGAUACCCUGAAUCAUGGUAUUGUUCAGGCAUUAGAUGAGAGACUUCAAAAAACAUCACCUACACUAAAUCGACAAGCUACAUAUUCUAAAAAGUCAUAUAUUAGUCGUCUACCUUCAUAUCUCACAGUUCACUUUGUAAGGUUUUUUUGGAAAAGUCAAGAACAAAGGAGAAUAAAAAUCACGCGUAGGAUUAUAUUUCCUUUCGAGUAUGAUGUUACAGAAUUUUGUACAGAUGAAUUAAAGAAAAAGAUAUUACCAGUCAAGAAUCAACUAAUUGAAUUGAGAAAAGAAAGGGAUGAAGCUAAGCUUGCCAAAAAUUCUGAUCAAAUGGAAAUAGACAACAUCAAAAAAAAUGACAAUUCAAGAAUUGAAGAAAUUAAAAAAUUAAUUGAUCCAGAUUUGGCAAAAGAUGUUGGAUCCAAUUUCACAGGAUUGUAUGACCUUUGUGCAGUUUUGACUCAUAUUGGAGAAAAUGCUGACUCUGGGCAUUAUGUUGCUUGGGUGUGCAAAGAUGAUGAUUCUGAUGAAUGGCUCAAAUUUGAUGAUGAUAGGGUUUCAACUGUCAAAAAAGAAGAUAUUCAAGAAUUGUAUGGUAAUGGUAAUG
Messenger RNA from Entrophospora candida, 1384 nucleotides. NCBI's taxonomy places the organism in Eukaryota, Fungi, Glomeromycota, Glomeromycetes, Entrophosporales, Entrophosporaceae. The record is from the annotation of a GenBank genome assembly.